AUGGCCCCGUUCGACCAUUCCAAGAAGACAUGGGAGAAUCUUCGAAGUUCGCCCAGCAACCACAGCUCGUGGAAGCUCAACGUCGAAGCAGCCGCCAAAAUGCAUCACCUGUGGCGUGCAAUUCAAGGUCGCAUGAUAGAGCCGGAGUUCCUCGAUCCGGACAACCCCACAAAAGCCAAGAUGGCGGAGCAUGACGAGUGGGAGGAUACGAGGGACGAGGCUGCUGGGAUGCUAUGGCUCUGCAUCGAGCCGGAUCAGCAGGAGCACGUCAAGGCCUUCCGGAACGACCCAGAAUGGAUAUGGGAUGCGCUCGAGGCGCUUCACGCGGCACAGACGGCCGCUCCGAGGUUUGCCACCCUCAUCAACCUCCUGGGCAUUGUCCGCGAGGACGACGAACCGCUCAUGAAGUUUUUGGCACGCAUCACCAACAUCGGCGGUCAAUGGCGCGAGCUCCUUCCUCCCACACUCUCUCUCAACCAGCUCUGCGAAGAACUGCAAUGCAUCGCAGCCAUCCGCGGGAUCUCUGCUUCGCACGAGACUGUGGCAACGCAUCUGCUUCAGAACAAUACCACGAAUCUAACCCUCGACGCUGUCCGCACAUCGUUCUACACUGAGGACAACAGACCCGUCAUCAAUGGCGGCGUCACGACCACCGCGUCUGCGAUGCGAGCUUCUUCGAUCUCAUCUCUCUCCACUCCGUACACUCCGGCACUUGCUCGUCCAUCUGCCCAGCUGCUCCAGUGCGUAUUCUGCGACCGUGAAGGCCAUGUCGAAGCCGACUGCUACGGCCGCCAGAACGCCAUGAAGAAGCUCAAGGCCCGAACGAACUUGAAGAAAGUCACCACUGCAAACGCUGCCACAACUGAUCAGACCACCACCCACCUCAGUUACCACCGCCAUCACCCGGUUGCACCCCCGCGGGGGUCCUCCUGGGUACCCUCAGACGUAGCUCUGAGGGUACCUAAAAGGUACCCCCCUGCGGGGCCCGCGGGGGGGAUUUGGUCCAUUUGGGGGCGGGGGCAUAUGCGGGGGUCAGCAGGGGGGGGUGAACGAAAAUAUAUACAUGUGACUUGUCUACAUCUGUAA
Mycena citricolor is the source of this 1086-nucleotide messenger RNA. The record is from the annotation of a GenBank genome assembly. Lineage: Eukaryota; Fungi; Basidiomycota; Agaricomycetes; Agaricales; Mycenaceae.